AUGCAAGCCUGGGACUGAUGUUUUCUAAAAGUUAAGUGGUCCUAGAAGAAUUAGAACUGCAGGAUCAAAGUGUCAGAGGUGAUUCUUGCAGGAGAAAAUGAGCUGUGUGCACUCUCAUCUCAGAGAAAUACGAGUCCUGUUUCUUCUGACUUCUCAUACAACUUGUUUCCAGAUACCUGCUGACACUUUGCUGAGGCUGAAAUUUCAAAGGCGAAAAGCAGUUUUUUCUGUCCUGGGUUAUAAGGAGCAUAUUUUACUCUGAAAACAUUGCUGCUAAAAAACUCCGAACAGGAGGAGUAAAUCCAGUCAGCUUGUCAGGUCCCUGGCUCGGUGUAACGGUGCUUUCAUGAGGUGACAUUGGGCCAAAGUCAACUUUCCUUUCUCCUUUGUAAACCUGCAGCCAAGCAAUGGGCCAGAAAAUCUCAGGGAGCAUAAAGUCUGUGGAUGUGAGGGAGCCCCCUUAUAGGCCCGUGAAACGCGAGCUGAGAGGCCCGGAUUUCUGCAAGCCCGCGCGCCUGGACAUGCUGCUGGAUAUGCCCCCUGCCAAGCUGGAGGUGCAGUACAAACACGCUUGGAAUAACGAGGAUCGCUCGUUAAAUAUAUUUGUAAAGGAAGACGACAAACUGACUUUUCACAGACACCCGGUGGCCCAGAGCACGGAUUGCAUCCGGGGCAAGGUGGGCUACACGCGGGGCCUGCACGUGUGGCAGAUCCACUGGCCCACGCGGCAGCGGGGCACUCACGCCGUGGUGGGCGUCUCCACGGCCGAGGCGCCGCUGCACUCGGUGGGAUACACGUCCUUGGUUGGCAGCAACAGCGAAUCCUGGGGCUGGGAUCUGGGGCGCAACAAACUCUACCACAACUGUAAAAACCAGCCCGGGGUCACGUACCCCGUCUUUUUGGAACCAGAUGAGUCUUUUGUACUCCCAGACUCCUUACUGGUGGUUUUGGAUAUGGACGAAGGGACGCUUAGCUUCAUGGUCGACGGACAGUAUCUUGGAGUGGCCUUCAGAGGACUAAAAGGGAAAAAACUUUACCCUAUAGUCAGUGCAGUUUGGGGGCACUGUGAAAUUACAAUGAGAUACAUCAAUGGACUUGACCCGGAACCCCUGCCUUUAAUGGACUUGUGCCGAAGAUCAAUUCGUUUUGCUCUUGGCAGAGACCGCCUGCAUGACAUAGAAAUUCUACCUUUGCCUCUGUCUCUGAAAAAUUAUUUACAGUACCAAUAAGACAUCUAGAACCCUCUGGCCUCACAUUGGACUUCAUCAAUGCAAAUGGCAGAAAAUUGUUUACAGCAAAAUAUAAAUCUUUGUGAUGGACACUU
Messenger RNA from Ficedula albicollis (Collared flycatcher), 1324 nucleotides. It is a transcript of the gene SPSB4, whose product is annotated as splA/ryanodine receptor domain and SOCS box containing 4. NCBI's taxonomy places the organism in Eukaryota, Metazoa, Chordata, Aves, Passeriformes, Muscicapidae. Gene Ontology annotation, biological process: proteasome-mediated ubiquitin-dependent protein catabolic process; intracellular signal transduction. Gene Ontology annotation, cellular component: SCF ubiquitin ligase complex. Bases 408 to 1229 code for a protein of 273 amino acids. Gene Ontology annotation, molecular function: protein binding. The record is from RefSeq and is a predicted model, not a curated record. The transcript has 5 exons.